This is a messenger RNA of Rotaria sp. Silwood1, 762 nucleotides long. Lineage: Eukaryota; Metazoa; Rotifera; Eurotatoria; Philodinida; Philodinidae. The record is from the annotation of a GenBank genome assembly.
AUGAAUUUAUAUGCACCUUUCGUCACUCGUUUGAUAAUUCCUACAAACAUCUAUUGUGAUUUUAAACAAUUUCCUAAUUUACAUGAAUUGGUAUUGUGUAUUGAAAAUUCAAAACAAUUUUCACAGAUUCAACCUGAUGUUAUUCCCAAUCUCACUCAUCUAUCGUUUAUGUUGGGAUCUAAAUUCACUUUACCUAUGGAAUUAAUUUGGAAUGUGUUCUCAAAUGGAUUUUCAUCUCUUCGACAGGUUAAUUUGAGUCAUAUCGAUGUGUCUCUCUGUCGUUCAUGGCCUACAUCACCUUCUCUUCAGUUUGUAUCAAUUCUUUCUUGUAAACCAAUGGAUAUUCCAGUCAUUCUUGCUUCAUGUCCUUGUCUUCAACAUCUUCAAGUUCAUAUUUCGUUAAAUGAUAAUGAUGACAUUAUCAUUUCAUCUUUACUUCUCAAUCAUCCACUUCGACGACUCACUCUCUGGAGUGAUUAUACCGAAUUAACUUCGGAUGUUAUUGACAGUAUUCUUACUUAUACACCAAACAUUGAAUGUUUCUAUUUACAAACAAUAUAUUCUAUGUCAUUGAUUGAUUUAGCUCAUGGUUUAGCGAAUCGACUCAAUUAUUUAUCACAAUUCGAUUGCUAUAUUACAGAAAUGCUGACAAGGAAUUGUAGAAUUAAUAAUCUAACUGAUUUACAUCAAAUUCAUCCUUGUUUUUAUCGAAUUCAAGUUAUAGAAGGAAAUGAUGAUUUUCGAAUUUUGGCUACAAAAUAA